AUGGAUAGAUACAGCGGGUACACCGACUUUGCCGUACUCGUCGUUAUCGGAGCCGGGCUGGGUGGACUCGCCGCCGCCCUCUCGGUCAAGCAAGAGUCGCCUGGCCACGAUGUCCUCGUCGUGGAAUCGGCUCCUGUGCUAGCUGAGAUCGGUGCAGGUCUUCAGCUCACACCGAAUGCGACACGGCUGCUUCUUCGUUGGGGUCUCAAGCCUGGCCUUGAGAAGCUGGCGAGCAGCCCGGAAGAGUUCCUUGUCCGCCGAUUUGACGGCCGUAAGCUUCUUGGCGAGCGCCAGAACUUUGCCGCAGAGAUGCUCGACAAGUAUCGGUCUCCCUACUGGGAUAUGCACCGAGCCGAUCUACAGCUAGCAAUGUUUAAGCGGGCCAAGAGCCUCGGCGUCCGCUUCCAAUUCGGUACUCUGGUAAAGGAUAUGGAUCUUUCGAUUCCCCAGUUGACCACCGACAAGGGUGACAAGAUCACCGGAGAUCUAGUAAUAGCUGCAGAUGGACUCUGGUCCAACACCCGAUCCAAGGUUCUCGGUAGGCCCAGCCGUCCCAUAGCGACGGGGGACCUCGCGUAUCGCAUUGUCCUCAAAUCCGAAGAAAUCCAGGAUCAGGAGCUGCUCGACUUCAUGAACAAGCCCCGGGUCUGCCUAUGGGUUGGCCCAGAAUGCCACGCCAUCUACUACCCUCUUAGGAACAACACCAUGGCCAACAUUGUCCUGCUGGUUCCGGAUAAUCUGCCAGACAACGUGGCCAAGAUGCCAGGUGACCUUUCCGAGAUGAGGGAGAUUUUUGACAAGUGGGAUCCGCUGCUGCAAAGGUUCCUAUGCCAGGUCAACAAAAUAGAGAAGUGGAAGCUAAUGCAUCUUAACGAACUGGAGCGCUGGUACAACGAAGAAGCCACGGUCGUAUUCCUAGGCGAUGCCUACCACCCGAUGCUGCCGUACAUGGCACAGGGAGCUGGCUCUGCUAUCGAGGACGGUGCCGCACUAGGCACCCUUCUUUCCAAGAUAAAGAGCAAAGAGGAACUGCCUAGUGCUCUGAAGACGUAUCAAGACCUGAGAGUCCCCCGGAGCACCGCCCUACAGAAGUGGAGUAUAAAGCAGAGACACAUCAACCACUUGCCUGAUGGCCCAGAGCAAGAGGCGAGAGAUAAGCUCGCCGAAUCUCAACUCUACGAUCAGCAACCCGGAUACCCAUUCUACUGGAUUGACCCAGGCGCACAGGACUUUGUCUAUGGAUAUGAUGUUAUUGCUGAGUUAAGCUCUUUAAAAGAACCCGAAAUUAUAUAUCUACCCUAUUAUAAAGAUAUAUAA
This is a messenger RNA of Fusarium vanettenii 77-13-4, 1317 nucleotides long. RefSeq lists its product as uncharacterized. Gene Ontology annotation, biological process: secondary metabolite biosynthetic process. Gene Ontology annotation, molecular function: monooxygenase activity; FAD binding. Lineage: Eukaryota; Fungi; Ascomycota; Sordariomycetes; Hypocreales; Nectriaceae. The coding region runs from base 1 to 1317 and encodes 438 amino acids. The record is from RefSeq and is a predicted model, not a curated record. The transcript is spliced from 10 exons.